UCACUGAAAAAUUUGGCAGUCUAGAGAGCAAUGAGUACAGACACAUGGUCUUAAGGGGCAGACAGCUGAUUUGCCGACAGAAGCACCCAGAGAGCCGUUACUUGAAGAAUAUUACUUUGUUGCAUCUGCUUUGAAUCUGGAAACAUUUCUCAUAUUUCAGAACAGCUGUCUAGCUUUGACAGAAAACCUGGUGGAGUGUUUUGUUCACAGGAGAUAUCUUCACUUUUUGUGUCAGAUUGUAGCUGACAGACUGAGUAGCAUGUCAAAAGAGGUGAAGUCAGAGAGCGUGUCGCUGUGUCCUCUGGGCACAGCAGCUGCCCCUGAGCAGGAACCGCUGUGUAUCUUUGGGACGGGGGACUUUGGGCGCUCUCUGGGCCAGCGAUUGCUCCAGUCUGGCUACAAGGUGGUGUACGGCAGCCGCAGACCUCACAGCUGUGGCCCCUUGCCUCAGGGAGCUCAGGUGAUGAGCCAUGCGGCAGCAGCCCAGUCAGCCAGUGUGGUCAUUCUUUGUAUUCACAGAGAACACUAUGACUUCCUGGAGACACUUGCACCUCAACUCAAGGGAAAGGUUCUGGUGGAUGUCAGCAACAACCUCAAGAAGAACGUAUACCCAGAGGCCAAUGCUGAGUACCUGCAUAAGCUGAUCCCUGGAGCUCAUGUGGUGAAAGCUUUAAACACCUUGUCUGCCUGGGUGCUGCAAAAUGGACCCUCAGAUGCCAGUAGACAGGUGUACUUGUGUGGAAACAAUGUUGUGGCAAAGCAGACAGUAGCAGAGAUGGCCACCAAACUGGGGUUCACUGUUCUGGACCGGGGGUCACUGACUGCAGCCAGAGAGCUGGAGGACUUCCCCCUGCAGCUGUUCCCAGAGUGGAGGCUGCCCCUACGCCUGGCCAUCAGCCUCAGUGCCUUCUUUUUCAUCUAUGUGGUCAUUACAGAUGUUGUCUAUGCAUAUGUUAAAAAUGGGAAAGACAUCUCCUUCAGAAUCAUGGUGUCCCUGGCCAACAAGGUGUUUCCCAUUGUGUCUCUCAUCAUGUUGUCUCUGUGUUACCUGCCCGGUGUCAUAGCUGCCUUCCUUCAGCUUUACAGAGGGACCAAGUACAGGCGUUUCCCAGACUGGCUGGAUCGUUGGAUGCUCUGCAGGAAACAGCUGGGACUGAUAGCACUUGGCUUUGCUUCUCUACAUGUGCUCUACACUCUCAUCAUCCCAAUAAGAUAUUAUGUGAGAUUCAGGCUUGCUGCGAAUACCAUCUCACAGAUCAAGGAGAACCGAACAUCAGAGUUUGACACCGACGUGGCGUGGCGUAGUGACUCUUACUUAUCCAUGGGGAUUCUAGGAUUUGGCUUCUAUGUCGUGUUGGGAAUAACCUCUCUUCCUUCUGUCAGCAAUGCUCUCAGCUGGAGAGAGUUCAGCUUCAUACAGUCCAAGCUGGGAUACGUGACACUGUUCUUCUGUACCUUUCACACCUACCUGUAUGGCUGGAACAGGUUCCUUUUCCCCUCUUCCUACAAAUGGUACACUCCUUCGGCCUACAUGCUCUGUCUGGUGGUGCCUUCUGUGGUGAUAGUGCUCAAGCUGCUGCUCCUCUUGCCCUGUGUGGACCACAGGCUUGUCCGCAUUCGACAGGGCUGGGAGAGGACUGAUCCAGAGGAAGACAGCAACAAAUCACUGCUAAAAUAGGACAAUUACAGACACAAAAUCACUGGUAUGCACAGAAAACAGACAAAAAGACACCCCGGUGACUUGUAUUCCAAGAACUCUAUCAACAGGUGACCUGGCUUAUUGUUUUGGAUGUCAUAGAUCCAACACUAUACAAUUACACCUACUGUUCUUCUCUCUAAUGUCAACAAAGUAAGGUUUUCAUCAGUUAUACAAAUACCUUGGACCUACAUAGAUAAUCAUCACAUGCAUUAAUGCAGCCAUACUGCAUUUUAACAUUACUUUGCUUUUGUAAGGUCUUUUCUUCCACUAGAUUUUAAUUCUUGGUAUAUUCAUUUUCAUCCAAUAUUGUUACAGAAAGACUCUGAGAUCAAUGACUUUGCAGUAUUUCCUUUAAUAACAGCAGCAACAGUUUGACCAACACUAAUUUUUAUAUCUUUGAGUUUCUAAACAACCUUUAUCUAUAGUAUAUGACGGCUUAUGUUUAUUGGAUUGUUUUCUGUGUAUUUCAGUUAUUGGAUUUAAUUCUCAAUGCUUUUCUUUUGUUGUUCCUUAUUAAUGUUCCUAUAUGUCAAGUGUAACCACCACUGUGAAAUGCUUUUCAAAAUAAACACAAGUGUGACUGAA
Messenger RNA from Micropterus dolomieu (smallmouth bass), 2284 nucleotides. It is a transcript of the gene steap4, whose product is annotated as STEAP family member 4. NCBI's taxonomy places the organism in Eukaryota, Metazoa, Chordata, Actinopteri, Centrarchiformes, Centrarchidae. The coding region runs from base 260 to 1678 and encodes 472 amino acids. Gene Ontology annotation, biological process: copper ion import. Gene Ontology annotation, molecular function: ferric-chelate reductase (NADPH) activity; cupric reductase (NADH) activity. Gene Ontology annotation, cellular component: plasma membrane; endosome. The transcript is spliced from 10 exons. The record is from RefSeq and is a predicted model, not a curated record.